Molecule: messenger RNA, 2848 nt
Organism: Stylophora pistillata
Lineage: Eukaryota; Metazoa; Cnidaria; Anthozoa; Scleractinia; Pocilloporidae
Product: major facilitator superfamily domain-containing protein 6
Cellular component (GO): membrane
Source: RefSeq, a predicted model, not a curated record
GAAAUGUGAAAUGUGCCAUUGUGUCAUCAAUAUCUCAGACUGCACUGAAGGUGGUUGGAUGCUUUCUCUGGCUCAUGCAAAUUUGUGUGAGUUAAAGUCGAAGAACAUCUGUUCAGCUUAGCUACCCAAGCAAGACUAGAAUUUAAACCACAGCUUUAAACGCCAGCGCUUCGGUAUGGAAGGUUGACGUUCUUUGAGUUCAAGGGGAAUAAAUUCACUAACGGUCAAAACCAUGUCUGAGAAAGGAGCGCUUCUGAAAACCGACGAACAAGGAUCAAACUAUGGGGAUUUAUUUCAUCCCGAAGAGGAAGCAGUUGAACCCAAGUCACAGGAAAACAAGCAAGACAGCCAGGCGACAUCUUUGUUAGACAUGAUUCGCUCGGCUGUUGCUAUCAACCAAAACCUCCUCGUCUAUAAGGUUUUUUAUUUCUUUUAUUUUGCCGCGCUUGGCAGCCUCAUACCGUAUUUAUCACUAUAUUUUAAGCAUUCUCUUCUGCUGCCAGCUCAUUUUGUGGGCAUUAUACUGGCGGUGAAGCCUCUUUGCCUGUUUGUCAGUGCGCCAAUUCUGGGAACCAUCGCAGACAAGUACAACAAGGUCAGAACAGUGUUACUAAUCGCGCUAUUCAGUUACAUUGUCAUGAAUCUCCUCGUUGCUGUGGUUCCUCCUGUGAGCAUAGAUUGCCUCAGCGAAGUCCACCAAAAACUGAACAUUUCGCACCCAAACGACACCGUUCGUCAUCUCCAUGGCAUCACGAGAGAAAAUCACAUAGAAGCAGGUAACAUUACUUCAUUCGGAAACACUGAGAUGUGGCAAGAAGCCUGGCUUUUCGAUCUUUACACCGAAAUGGAUCCUAAGAUUUAUAAGAAUGCUAAAGUAGUGUUUCUUGUUAUUUUGAUAAUUACUACAGUUGGUGAACUUCUCGGUGCCACGUCUAACACGCUUGCGGAUGUGGCUACAUUUCAAAACUUGGACAACCGUCCGCAGUAUUACGGAGAGCAACGAUUGUGGGGGGAACUCGGCUGGGGAGUAUCAGCUUUCAUAACAGGCUGUGUUGUACAGGGGCAGUAUAAAAAACAGGUGGAUAUUUGUCCAGAAGAUGUGUUUGACAUUUACCGACCUUUCUUUUACGUGAAUGCUAUUCUAAUGGCAGUUGCUCUGUUCGUGUCCACCCGCUUCAACUUUCAAGAUUCAGACAAGUAUGUGAAUGAGAAAAUUGCUCUGUUUAAAGGCCUGCAGAUAUUUGGAAAAAUUGAGUACUUUAUCUUCGCCAUCAUUGCUAUUUUCCUUGGGUUCGCCUUAGGAUCAGCAGAGACUUUCUUGUUUGUUCACUUGGUAGAGCUUGGGGCCUCGCCGUCCCUAUUCAGCGCACUUGUCGCAGUGCAUUGUAUCUCAAACGUUGCAAUGUUUUACGGCUCCAUAUACUUCCUCGAAAGCAUCGGUCACAUUAAGAUGCUUACACUUGGGCUGCUGAUUUACGCUUUGAGGUUUUACUACUUUUCCGCCAUUGAGAAUCCUUGGCUGGUGUUGCCGAUUGAGUUUCUCCGUGGGCUGUGCUCGGCUUCUGUAUGGUGUGCCCUGGCGUCCUAUGUGGGCACCCCUCCGCGUGUUGGUGCUACACUGCAAGGUAUUUUGCACGGCUUGUACUACGGUCUUGGCAGAGGCCUCGGUCAACUGAUAGGCGGGAUUUUGAUUCGCAGAUUUGGCACGGAUCCGUAUUUUCGCUACUUUGCUCUCAUUGACUUUCUAGUGAUGAUCAUUGUGGCGCUGCUUGUUCCAUAUUUGGGUCUGCGAGGUACAAUAUGGAUGACUUUAUCGGGUUAUACUCCACUUCGCGCACAAGAAGUCGAUUGCUGCCCCAAAAUCUACAGACUACCUUGCAUGCAGAAAAAGAACGUAGACCAAGAGGAAUAGGAAGGAGAUUACUUAAUUUAUUACAAUUUCUCUCCCCAAAAUAAAAAGAAUCGUAUCUAAAAUCUAUUUUGUUUGUUCCAAAAGCUGAAAGUGAAUAUGUGAAUAUAUAUACGUGAAGGUGACAGUCAUAGACAGAUUGCCUUGGCUAUUUUUUUAAAGUUACAUUUUAAUUUCUUAAAUUAGACAUUAUUCAUUUUACAAGGGAAAUGUUUGAUUUAUUACUGACCAAAAGGCAGUGGAAAAAUCAGUCAGUUUUGCCGCGUAAUGAUUUUCAAUUUUCGAAGAUGUUAGUGAACAAACUCAUGCUUAUAAUGAAAGUGUUCGUGUGAAUUGUCUGUAAAUAUAUGCAGGAAAUUAUAUUCAAGUUUUCCUUAUUACUAUAUUACUCUCAAUAUUUGUCAAAGGAUAGUGUAAAUAAUAUAACGUGGUUGCGUACUAAAUUUGACAAAGAUGUAUUUUUCUUGUUAUCCAAUUUCACUCUAUUGACAUUGCAUGAGGAGGAUUUCCAUUGAAAUAAACAAUCUUUAAACCUUUCUCUGAUCACUUGCUACCAAAGGUUUCAAUUUUAGAUUAUCGAUGUGUAAGAGAAAGAUUGCAAUUUGUUGUCGUUUCAGUUCAGCAAUAUCCGUUGCACAUCUCUAGUUUUCUUCAACUGAAUCUAUUUUUAGGUUUUAGUUAAACAGGAAAAGAAUAUUAUCAUAUAAUAUUGAAAGGCGAAAUUAAACUUAAGUGCUUACGUUAAUAGUCCAUAUUACUGUAACAAUAUAAGCCAUUACAGUUGUUAUUUAAAGUAAACAUUCUGAUUGUAAGUAAAUCGAAUUAAGUUUAAAUGUAAGGAGGUCAUACAUGAGAGAUAGAAUUGAGUGCUCGACUAACAUAAACCAGUAGAAAGGAAUAUUUUGUCGCACGAAUGAAAUAAAGUAUAUGACCGUCAUA